Messenger RNA from Ceraceosorus guamensis, 1304 nucleotides. RefSeq lists its product as hypothetical. The coding region runs from base 164 to 838 and encodes 224 amino acids. The transcript has 2 exons. NCBI's taxonomy places the organism in Eukaryota, Fungi, Basidiomycota, Exobasidiomycetes, Ceraceosorales, Ceraceosoraceae. The record is from RefSeq and is a predicted model, not a curated record.
UCUCAAUGAUGCAUCCAGAGUUCACGAUUGAGAUUUGCAGGAUCGCAAGCGCGAGCCGUGGGGGGCAAUCAUGCGCGGAGCAGGCUCGCCAACCUGCCUCUGCCUUCCAUCAGCUCGCAAAGCAUGCCUAGCCCGCAUUUCUAGUCGUGAGUUGGACUCGAUAAUGGCGCGCCACACGCCAGAUGCGCACAAGCGCAAAUAUGUACAGCACAAGACCAAGUCCGGCGCCAACAUCGCACCGCUAGGACCUGGCAGAGAUGGCAAGACGGGAGGGCGUGGAGGCGGUUUCAAAGUUGGUCCAGCACAUGCUCCAGACGGCAGCUAUCUGGGCAAAGCCAAGAAACGAAAAGCGCAGCUGAUAGAGAAUGCCAAGGUCAAGGCUGCUUACUAUGCGCGACACGGCGGACGAGACACGACUCGUCGCGAGCAAGAGCGCAAGGUGGAUGGCGAGUCACAAUCGUUAGCAGGGCCCUCUGCUGCAAGUCUAGGUCGCUUCGCUCCUGAAGACGAGGACACGAAGCGACUGAUCGAGCAAGCAGAGAAACAGCCGGAAAUUCGGUUGAAGCAGGCCAAGCCUCCGCGGGACGCUGUUACACAGGACAACGGUAGUACAGUUCGACGCGCAGAUCCCGAAGGAGACAGUGACAGCAAGCAGCAAAAAGAAGGAGGCGUGUCACAGCGAUCGGAUGCGAGCUCGGCGAGGAGCAAAGGAUCGAGCAGGGAAGAAGCACUGCAGGACAGGAAGAGGAGAUCAAGCUUGGGCGGUAAAGUCAACAGGAAAGGGCAACCAAACCUCGGAGCACGAGUUGGCUUACUCCUGGACAAGCUGCAGCGAUAGGCAUUGUCAUCGCGCCCGUAAAUCGGCACAGCUCCGACGAGGAGGCGUUGUGCGCAAGAGCUGAGGUCGAUGGAUGACGCAUCGCAAAGCUCCCGAAGCAAGCGGUAGCUAGAGCGGCCACUGACCCUGGUCGUCUCGACGGUAUCUCUAGUCCAAUGCCUACUCACUCUGGCACACAGAUGGUGAUGUGCAAUCAAUGCAUCAUAACGCAGAGAGCUGGAGAGUUGAUAUAUAUGCAAGGGCAGGAUACAUGGCGGCCCGCGGGUGAGCGCGCGAACACCUUCUCGGUGUAAAGGAGGCGUGGAAGCAGCAAACGAGUGUGUAGGUGAGAUUAGACUCAGCAGAAUCGAGGUCGGACUGGGGUUACAACGAAGGACAGUACGUCUGCGCGCGACGUGUUGAUCGAGAGAGGCAUUGACAGGGCGGGAAGAGCCUCAAGCAAGCUACAUGUAGAAGAACCAUCAAC